AUGAGAAGCAAGCAUUUGCACGAUGUUGAUGCUGGUGGAGGUGAUAAACCAGUCGAGAAACAACUCAAACGAAAGGGGAAAGAGUUGUGUAUAGAUGAUGAUUUUGUUGAAGAUUCCUCUAAAAUUCCAUCUGUGAAAAAACCCAAGGUCUCUCCUUUUUCAUCAAAAUCAAAAAAGAAGAAACCCUCCAAAAAAGUACCAAAAUUGGUUCACAAAAAGAUUUUGGUAAAGGGUGAAAAAUUGAAUUUUUCCUUGAGAGAAUUUGGGUUGAUUAAUGGUUUAAAUAGUGUGAAUAAUUUUUCAGACUAUAGUUACACUUCCACUUAUGUUAGCCAUUUAAUGACUACCUAUUUUCCGAACAAACAAAGGGUUGAAAAGUGGCAUUUGAAAAAUGUAGUCACAAAUAAAGUUUGGGCAAACGAUGAGGAUGCAGUGAGGUUGUGCAUUCUUUAUCUGUUGGAAUUUUUUGUUUGUCCUUCUGAUAAAGACCAUGUGUCUUUCAUAGACAAGUUUAUGUUCUUUCUGAUAGAGUCUGGUAAUUUUGAGUCAUACCCAUGGGGUAUCAAAUCCUUCAAGCAGGUUAUUGAAUCUGUCCGACAUCGUCUUAAUCCCCAUGUACAUUCUUAUCUGAUACGGGGAUGCUCAUUAGCCUUGCAAGUGUGGCUAUAUGAGUGUUGCUCGUCCGUCAGCACGGAGCUUGCUACGAGGUGUUCUGAAUCUAUACCUCGCAUUUUAAGAUGGUCAGCUACAAAGGGCCAGAUUUGGUUAACUGCAAUUGAAGAGAAGAUGAUCAAGCCUGAGUGGCUCAAGUUCACAAGCAUGACUGAAUCUGGAGAAGAGAUUGGAGUGCUUAAUCUUCCAGACAAGAUUCAGUAUGAAGAUGAACAUGGUGCUCAAUCAUCACAGGUUCCAAUUGAUGCUUCUCCAACAUUUGAACCAAAACAUACAGAUUGUCAAGAGGACACUGAAUCUGUGACUAGCAAGCUCAGGAAGUUGGAAAAGGGGAUUGAGCAGGUUGAUGGAAAGUUAGUUGAAUUUAGUAAGGCUGUUUUUGAGGAACUCUCAAGCCUUCGAGAGUUCAUAGAUGUUUCUGUGAAGAGUGUUAUGAAGGUGAUAAACAGCAAGUACGAUGUGGACGAGUCAAGGUUUGCUGGUAGUUCAACCAAAAAUAAUGAUCAACAACAACGAGAGAACAACCAGCAAUUUCAGUUCAACAUUGGUGAUCAAGUGCAUGCAAGUACAAGCAAUACCGCUGCAAUUUCUCCGGACCAUGUCCAAGCACAUGUUGAGGAAGAACCAGAAUUUGAAGAAGUAGCUGAGGCACAACAAGCAAAAGCUGGAGUUUCUCCUGGAGCUGUGCCAGCAAUGGUUGAGGAAGAACCAGGAUUUCAGGAAGGAGCUGAGGUAGAAAAAGCAGAUAUUGAAGAUAACGUUCCACAGUCGCCAAUUCACGGUGCGACUGUGAAUGAACUUGUUCCUGAAGGUUCAGGCAUUGACAAGAAAGGUCUGACAUUGGAUGACUUUGAGUUGCUAGACAACUUAACACAAUUGGUCAUGUAUGUCGAGCCCAUACCAGAUGAAGCAACCCCUAUUCAUCCGGGUAGAACCAGGCAACCGGGGAAACAUGCACGAUCACCUUUCACACCUCUGUAUAGUUCUGGAGGCAGCACCUAUGUCGGACCUAAAUUUUUCUACCUCAAGCACCCCUUCACAACUGUUAUAGGUGAAAAUGUAGAUGCUGAUUUGAUAGAAAGGUUCACCAACUGGUUAUACCUUCGUAGUGACAAAGUAUCUAAGAGGAGGAAAGAAUACUUUUCCAAAAAGGAUAACCAAAUCAAGCCUUGGUUAGACCUUGGUUGUGAAAAGGUGGAUAAGAAGGACUGGUUUUAUGCCCUUGCUCACCCAGGACAAGUCAUCAAUAACACGCACAUUGAUGUUAUUAUGUAUUAUUUGAGAAAAAGAGGCAAGUAUGGCCCCAACAACGACAUUAGGUUCACAACAACCGAUUGCUUGUUCAGGACCAAGAUUGAACGAAUCUAUGACAAGUUCAUAAGUUCUCCACCAGAACUUAAGUAUUCGGUUGUUAAAUCAGAUGAUGAUGUUGCAGAAUAUAUCCUUGGGUAUAGACUUCUUGCUAAUGUUGCCUGGGAUGUAGUUGACUAUGUCAUCAUGCCUGUGAACAUUGUAGAGAAUUUCCAUUGGUUGUUGCUCGUUUUCGACAUAGCGGACAGGCAACUUUAUGUUUACGAUUCCAUGGUUUCUUCAAACCGUCAUAAUACUGUUGAAUCAUUGGUUGAUAAGUUUUCAAUCAUUAUCCCUCUGUAUUUGUCUUGCACUGGUUUCUACGGGAAAUGUAAAGACAUUGACUUCAAGACCACAAAGGCAUACAUUGAGAAACCAGUUACAGACCCUCUCAACAUACAGUGGAUGGUUGCGGAGAUUCCACAGCAAAAGGAAGGAUCACUCGAUUGUGGUGUAUUUGUGGCGGCUUUUGCGGAGUAUGUUAGCCUUGGAGAUUUGGCAAUCCCAAAAGAAGAUCUUUCUGAUAUCGACCAACACCGUAGACGCUAUGGAGCUCUACUAUGGGACUAUGCUGCAAAGAAGCAAGAAGAUGGGUCAAUCAGUGAAAGUGAGGUUACAGGCAGGCUAUUAAGGAGGAAGGGUGCUCCUGCUAAAAAUGAGAGGACUAGAGUACAGAGAAAGAAGAAAUAGAGUCUUGUGUUCCUAGUUUAGUUGAUGUCAUUUUGUAGUUGAAGUGGA
Molecule: messenger RNA, 2760 nt
Organism: Nicotiana attenuata
Lineage: Eukaryota; Viridiplantae; Streptophyta; Magnoliopsida; Solanales; Solanaceae
Exons: 11
Coding region: 1-2712 (903 amino acids)
Biological process (GO): proteolysis
Molecular function (GO): cysteine-type peptidase activity
Source: RefSeq, a predicted model, not a curated record